GCGCAUGCAAAGCCACGUGUAAAACAUCGACCGGAACUCCACCAUCUCGUCGCCUUUUCUCCAACAGCGACGACAACAGUUGUAGACACCGUCUGACCCAACUCAUCACCUCUUUCCAUUCCAUUUCCGUCGCCAAUUUAUGUUACAAAAGCCCCCACAUUUCUCCCUCUAUAUAACACACACACACACACACACACACACAUAUUCUCUGUCUUAAAUUUUUCUUUUCAUCAUCUCAAUUUCACCACCUCUUACUCUUUUUGUUUUAUUAUUAUUGUUAUUGUUAAUUUUUACUUUCUCUGUCUAUCUCUCUCUAUAUCUCAGCGAGUCUUUCACGCAACCUCCUUUUACCAGAAGAGGAAUUCAUUUCCCUUUCUUUUCCUUUGUUUUAUGACUCUUUGGUAACUUACUGGCUCAGGAAGUAUUUAUUUAUUUUAUGACGGUUGUAGACCUGCAAGUGUCACUGCACUAAGCAUUACUGAAAUAUUUAUCACAUUCGCUGGAGCAUUGUAAGAGUACUAGGCUGUGGAUUUUCUUUGUAAAGUUGAUUAAAAGAUUCUAUAGCUUUCAAUUGCUUACUCAAGUAGAGCUUCUGAAGCUUCCAGUGGGGUAUUUCUACAGUGUUGCUUCCAGUGACAAGUAUAUAUGCAGUUGAAAGAUAAUUGUUUAGCAUCCAAGAUGACCGGUGUGAAAAGAAGUCGUUAUACUGAUUCAGAUAUUCGUACCCUUCAUAAUGAACUAGAUGAGGUCUCAUGUCCUAUCUGCAUGGACCAUCCGCAUAAUGCUGUUCUCCUCCUUUGCAGCUCUCAUGAGAAGGGCUGUAGAUCUUACAUUUGUGAUACAAGUUCCAGACAUUCAAAUUGCCUGGACCGUUAUAAAAAGCUGAGGGACAGUUCUGGGAGCAAUACCACCUUAGACAGUAGUUUACCUAUCAACUCAUUCAGUUCCAGUAAUAUUUCCGAUACAAGCUUGACUUUGGGAGCUCGCGUGCUUGAUUCUUAUGAAAAUCAUAAUCAAAGUGACAGUGAUAAUAUAACAUCUGUUAGAAUGCCUGAGCAACUUUUAGAAAAUAGUAUCCAACAUCCUAAUAGACAGGUAGAGACACGAGGAGAAGGCGUUUUAGAGGCAGGUGAUUCUGAGUCAUUUCCUGAUAGGAUUGAACUUGAAGAGGCUGAUGUGGUGAACUCAUCAGAGGCAGGAUUGAGUUUGAAAUGCCCUUUAUGCAGAGGAGCUGUACUAGGAUGGGAAGUUGUGGAAGAGGCCAGAAAAUAUCUAAAUUUGAAGAAGCGAAGCUGCUCUCGGGAAUCUUGCUCAUUCUGUGGGAACUACCAAGAAUUGCGUAGGCACGCUAGGAGGGUUCACCCAACAACCCGACCCUCUGAUGUUGAUCCAUCCAGAGAACGGGCUUGGAGAUGUCUUGAGCGACAGAGGGAAUAUGGUGACAUUGUCAGUGCCCUUCGUUCAGCCAUGCCGGGUGCUGUUGUGGUUGGCGAUUAUGUUAUAGAAAAUGGUGAUAGGUUUUCAGUUGAAAGGGAAGGUGGUGCAGGUGAAGUUAAUGCCCCAUGGUGGACUACUUUCUUUUUGUUUCAGAUGAUUGGCUCAAUUGAUGGUGCAGCCGAACCAAGGGCUCGGUCAAGAGCUUGGACAAGACACCGCAGAUCAGGUGGAGCAUUACCUGAGCGUCGAUUCCUUUGGGGUGAGAAUCUGUUGGGUCUGCAGGAUGAUGAUGAAGAUGAUGAAGGUGACUUGCAUAUUCUAAGUGAUGCAGGUGAAGAUGCUUCACCAAUCCCAAGAAGACGGCGGCGUUUGACUAGAUCAAGGUCUGAUGAUCGAUCAUAAGAGAUGGACAUCAUUUUUCUGGUAAAUCUCUGGCAUUUAGUAUGUAGUGGAAUGUAAUGUGAAUGCCCAUCUGCUGAUCAAUGGGUAUCGUUUACCAUUAGGUUCCAUUAACAUGCAGAAAUUGCCAGCAGAUGAGUAUGGUGAUUAAGACUCAAGAACUCAGAAACCUAUUCGCCCCGGGCUAGUUGAGCAAGAAAGAUCUUCAAAAUGGUUAAAAUGUGCGUUUCAACUUUCAUGGUCUCCUGCUUUCGAUUGUUAGGAAAACAUGACUACAGUACAAGAAGAAUGAUGUAGUCUGUAGAUCUUAUCUUUAGUACUAGCAGCAUUUCUAUUCGGUUGAAGUUGGAUUUGGUUACUCAAAAUCUUAAAACUGAUAUCAGAUUGUUGUAAUAGUCUUAGAUAUGUUAUAUUCAUGUCAUUGAUCUGAAAGAGUGAAAAGGAAAGGAAAUACGACCUUUUGUUGCUUGCAAUUACUGAAAUUGCACUGUAUAAUCUAGUUGACAAGUAACAUUGUGUGCAGUGUUGUUUGUGGUUUUA
Messenger RNA from Ricinus communis (castor bean), 2376 nucleotides. RefSeq lists its product as uncharacterized. The transcript has 3 exons. The coding region runs from base 646 to 1839 and encodes 397 amino acids. NCBI's taxonomy places the organism in Eukaryota, Viridiplantae, Streptophyta, Magnoliopsida, Malpighiales, Euphorbiaceae. The record is from RefSeq and is a predicted model, not a curated record.